AUGUUGUCAUUGUUUUCUGCACCCUUCCUAGUCUGCGCCAUUGGCCUGCUCAGCCUGGCGCGGGCGGCAUGUCCCUACGCCCAGCGGGCAGGCAUUAGCGGCAUAGCACAGAAAAGGCAACCCCCCCAGGGAAAAGACGGCGUAAUGCUUAUGAAUCACAUUGCACCAGGGACAUCCAGGCUCUACAUUUCAGACAUUGACGGGAGCAACGAAGCACCGCUCCUCUCGGACCCCGUAUUCGAGUACCAUGCCAGCUUCUCCCCAGACGGGGAAUGGGUUCUCUUCACAAGUGAGCGCAAUGGCGAUGGGAACUCGGACAUCUAUCGCAUCCGAACAAACGGAUCCGAUCUUCAACCCCUCGUGGCGACUCCUGCGGUUGAGGAUUCCGUUGUGCUGUCGCCGAACGGUAGUCUAGCCGCCUAUGUCUCGACAGAGGGUAUGGUUGCAAACAUCUGGGUGCUUGAUUCGGUUUCGGGCUCUCGCUGGAAUCUGACAGACACGCCGGCUGUCGGCGCGACGACAAAUUCAAGCCUGCCGCAUGGCUAUUUCCGGCCUGCUUGGUCGCCUGAUGGCCAGUGGAUUGCGUUUUCGUCGGAUCGCAAUACCCAGUGGCUGGGCCAUGGCUGGGAUACUUUCUUUGGGCUCAGCGGGUGGGAACAUACCCAGGAGCUCUCGAUUUUUGCUAUUCGGCCUGAUGGGUCUGGGUUUCGUCAGGUAGCUGCCAAGGCAGGGUAUGCUCUUGGUUCGCCCAGCUGGUCUACAGAUGGCAAGCGUGUUGUUUUCUAUGAAAUGACUCGCGAAACCACCUGGGACGCACACAGUUCGUUUGACCUGGCGACUGCAAACUCGACUAUUGUCUCGGUUGAUUUCGAGACUGGGGCCCAUCGGGUUGUCGAGGUCGAUGGCCCUGGCGUCAAGGUCUUCCCGCAGUAUCUAUCUGAUACUGAAAUUGGGUAUCUGCUCAAAGGGGGCACCAGUGAAGGGAUAUACACUACUGGCGGCGUCUAUUACAACACCUCCGAGGCGAUGGCCCGCUCCCCGGCGUGGUCGCCUGAUGGCAAGAAAGUCGUCUACGAGAAAACGGCCUGGGAUGUUCGUCCGCAAGGAAAGCUGCUCUAUAGCUGGGACAGUCGAUGGGAGUACCGUUUCACAGACGUGUUUCCCACCAGUUCGCGCCAGGGCAAUAUUGCAAUCACCCAAAAGCAACUCGGCGACUCCUCUGUCGUCAGUAUGAACGCAACCGGACAACACCCAGAGAAUCUCUUCGAUCCCGUCGCGAGAGGUAUCCUGAGCCAGUCCGUGGUGGACCAGGGGACAGGAGGUGCGUUCCAGCCGUCAUGGUCCUCAGACGGGGACUGGAUAACAUUCGGCGUAGGAUACUGGUUCCAAGGCCGGGGCUCCAACGGCGGCUGGAUCGUAAGAUCCAAAGCCGAUGGAACAGACGCACAGAAUCUGACAGAAAGCGCACCCACCCUGACCAACACAACCCUCAACACGGGCUUCCCCAGCUUCUCGCCCGACGGCACAAAAAUCGUCUUCAGAGUCUGGGGUCUGGGCUCCGAAACCGGUAACAAAUCCCAGCUCGGCCUACGCAUUCUCGACCUUUCCAACGGCUCUCACCCCGUCACCACACUCACAAGUGCAUGGGACACGCUUCCAUCCUUCUCGCCCGACGGGUCGAAGAUUGUCUUCACGCGCAGAACCACCCCUACAAACUACGACAUCUGCACUAUCCGUCCAGACGGGACAGACCUCCGGGUCCUCACCAGCAGUAACGCGAACGAUGCGCACGCCGUGUGGUCGCAGGAUGGCCGGAUCAUUUACUCCACGGGCGAAUACGGCUUCCAGUACGAGUGCGCGCUGUACGACAAUACGUUCCAGCCGUACGGGCAGAUCAAUAUCAUGGACGCAAACGGGCGCAACAAACGGGCCUUGACGAAUUCUCUGUGGGAGGACUCUAUGCCGCUGUAUGUUGGGGGCGAGGAUCUUUGA
Messenger RNA from Aspergillus puulaauensis, 1992 nucleotides. Its product is annotated as TolB family protein. NCBI's taxonomy places the organism in Eukaryota, Fungi, Ascomycota, Eurotiomycetes, Eurotiales, Aspergillaceae. The record is from RefSeq and is a predicted model, not a curated record. The coding region runs from base 1 to 1992 and encodes 663 amino acids. The transcript has a single exon.